Siniperca chuatsi (mandarin fish) is the source of this 2747-nucleotide messenger RNA. It is a transcript of the gene exo1, whose product is annotated as exonuclease 1. Gene Ontology annotation, cellular component: nucleus. Lineage: Eukaryota; Metazoa; Chordata; Actinopteri; Centrarchiformes; Sinipercidae. The coding region runs from base 194 to 2581 and encodes 795 amino acids. Gene Ontology annotation, biological process: mismatch repair; DNA recombination. The record is from RefSeq and is a predicted model, not a curated record. The transcript has 14 exons. Gene Ontology annotation, molecular function: 5'-flap endonuclease activity; 5'-3' DNA exonuclease activity; metal ion binding.
AGCGCACCCUCUUUUCCGUUAAUCCCUCCCUUUCGGUGCAUCUGGCCAAUAGCAGAAGCUCAUACUGAACCACUUCUUUUGCCGCUAAAACUAAACUCGCUCCAUCUUCUGUCCUGUCAGGCUGCCUGUAUGUGUGGCUAAAAGUAACAGAAAAUAAUUUCAGAAUCAGUGUGGCUCAAAUCAGCAGCUGAAAAUGGGAAUCUCUGGACUGCUGCAGUUCAUCAAAGAUGCAGCAGAGCCCAUGAAUGUGAAGAAAUACAAAGGCCAGACUGUGGCUGUGGACACGUACUGUUGGCUGCAUAAAGGAGCAUUUUCAUGUGCUGAGAAGCUCGCUAAAGGAGAACCAACUGAUCAGUAUGUGUGGUACUGCAUGAAAUUUGUGGACAUGCUGUUGAGUUUCAGUGUCGCACCAAUUCUGGUGUUUGAUGGACGCAAUCUGCCUUCAAAACGAGAGGUGGAAAAGGCUCGCAAAGAGCGCAGGGAAGCCAACCUUCAGAAAGGCAGACAGCUACUGCGUGAAGGUAAAGUGUCUGCGGCCAGAGACUGUUUUACCCGCUGUGUUAACAUCACCCCAGCCAUGGCCCACAACCUUAUCAAGACUGCAAGGGCGAGAGGGGUGGACUGUGUUGUGGCUCCAUAUGAAGCUGAUGCUCAGUUAGCUUAUCUCACUAAAUCUGGUUUGGCCCAGGCUGUCAUCACAGAAGACUCUGAUCUGCUGGCAUUCGGCUGCAAAAAGGUGAUCCUCAAAAUGGACAAGGAGGGCAACGGCCUAGAGAUAGACCAAAGUAACCUGGGCCGCUGUCGCUCUCUGGGGAACGUUUUCACAGAGGAGAAGUUUCGCUACAUGUGCAUCCUCUCUGGCUGCGAUUAUCUGGCCUCCCUGCAUGGCAUCGGCCUGGGCAAGGCUUGCAAGCUGCUGCGGCUGGCCAAAGACCCUGAUAUACUCAAGGUGAUCAGAAAGAUGGGCCAAUACCUGAAGAUGAACCUAGUCGUCCCUGAACAGUACAUCGAGGGAUUCACCAGAGCCAAUAACACCUUCCUCUACCAGCUGGUGUUUGAUCCUGUCAGGAGGAAGGUUGUACCCCUCAACCCGUACCCAGCGCACAUCGACCCGGCCACCCUCAGCUACGCUGGACUUAAUCUAGGAGAUGACAAAGGCUUGCAGAUGGCCUUGGGAAACCUUGACAUCAACACCAUGGAGAGGAUAGAUGACUUCAGCCCAGAUAAACCGUUUCCACGGCCUUCUAAGCCCCGUAGUCACAGCUGGAAUGACUCACCAGCCCAGACUGGGCCCAGUAUCUGGAGCAAAGUCUUCAGGCCAGCAUCUGCUGCCCCGCCCUUGUCUGCUGCCUCCCCAGACAGGCCUCCCUCCACCAGGGGGAAGGAGAGAGUCAUCAGCCUGGACGGCUUGAGGCUGCCCUGCAGAAAACUGCAGGUGAAGAGACCACGAGAAGACGCUGCUAUAUCAGACCAGGACGUGCUGCAGCAGUACACACCCUCCAGUCAGAAGAGAUCCAGGUCAGACCAGCAGCCAGGCAAACCAACAUUAACCAGUCAGCCCCGGCCACGCAACUGCUUUGCCACCCUGCUGCAGAGGAGGAAUCAGGAAGCUGAGGAGGAUGGCCAGGCCACGUGCAGCAGAUUCUUCAGCAGUUCCAGUUCAGCAGCCAGUAUGAGCACUAAGGAGUCUGCUCAGCAAGAUACACUUCGCACUAUGGAGCUCAGAGUAGUGAGUCACACCGAGGACAACUCUCCCAGCACGCAGACCAAUGACAGCGAUGGUCCCGACGUUCCAUCUGUGGACACUCCCAGCCCGCCUCCAUCACCAAGCACCACAUCUCCCACUUCAGCCAGUCAGGGCCUCAAGCUGUUUCACUGGUCAGACAACUCGACCUCGACCAAACAAUCGAGAACGUCUAAUUCCACUUCAGGCCUGGCUGCCCUGCAGCAGUUUCAGUAUAAGAAGGAGGGUUUUUUCUCGUUAACAAAUACCCACAGACCCCCUGGAGACACAUCACCCCCACGACAUUCCUCCACUGACGGAAACCCAGAUGACAAGGAUGACCUCCCAGACUCCCCUCCGUCUCAGGACAGUGCCUACUUCUCCCAGUCCCAGCCUUACCUCACUUCCUGCCACAAAGAAGAAAUCCUCACCUACAGCUUCCCGUCCUCCUACCAGGAGGAUGCUGCAUCUGAAAUGAAUUCAAGCAAAGAUGCUAAGCCAGAACAGAGUCCCACCCAGUCAACAGAAGCAGAUACGAAACCUGGCAUGCUUCAAAGCAUGAGAUCAAAGGUUUCAGGUCUGUCGAAGCCGAAGUCCAGCAGCCAAGGUCAAGCAGCAAUAAUGCGAACGUUGGGCCCAGCCCGGGCCAGUGGUCUGAGGAAAAAGUGUGUGGGUUCUGGGAAGAAAACCUCCUCCCCCAAUAACGAGAACAACCCUGGUGUCCAGGCCACCAUCAGCAGUCUCUGGAAGAACUUCAGCUUCAAAACAGAUACCCAGAAGAUGACUCCGUGUAAGAAAGGAGAGCCCAUGUCUCCAGUCAAAGACAACUUGCUGGCCAGCUCGCCUCAGCGGACAUGAACUUAAUCACCAGCCUCUGAUGGAUGCUUUGAAUGUUUCACACACUGCUGAGUGCUCUGUGUGGGAGUGAAGCUUUUAAACAUACCAUGUAUGAUGAUGAUUUCUCAUCAACCUGUAUUUCUUAAUAUAGAAUUUUAAAUAAAGCUACUGUCUUCUGAUCCGUGAA